AUGGAAUACAUUUCUAGAUCAAAUAUUGCUAAAAUGGUAGGAAGUACUUUAGUAAAUGCUUCUGCAACUGAUAAGUGCAAGAAAAUCAUCUCUUGGAGUUGGGAGAUGCUGGGCUCGAUCUUAAUAAUGAUGGGAUCACCUAUCUCAGUGAAGGGCUUAGAUUCCGAUGAUGAAUGCAAAGAUAAAAUAACUGCAAAAAUGACUGAAAAAGAGUUUACUCUUGUGUUGGACCUCGAUGAAACUUUAAUUCACUCUGAUAUGGAAAGAACUUCAUUUCUCGAUGAAGAAAUCCUUGUAAAAAUAGGGAACACGAUAGAAAAAUAUUACGUCAAAAUUAGGCCUUUUGCUAGAGAUUUUUUGAAAGCUUUAUCAAAUUACUUUGAAUUGGUUAUUUUUACUGCCGCCAUUAAGGAAUAUGCGGACAAAGUAAUUGAUUAUUUAGAUCCAAGUGGGUUCAUCAAGAGAAGAUUCUACAGAGAUGUAACCAAAAUUAUUAUAAAUUGUUUAGAGUUGUACUAAGAAAGAUGGAGUGUUUUAUAAAGAUUUAACUAAGGUUAACACAAAUCUAGAUAAAACCUUUAUUAUUGACAAUUCUUCAUCAGGAAUGUCUUUGAAUCCAUGUAUAUUAUUAAUUUUAUCAUAGAAAAUGGAAUACUUAUAAAAUCAUGGUACAAAGAUUUGAAGGACUAAGAAUUGAAAAUCUAUGAAGCUAUGUUGAAAAAGAACGUAAAGCCCAAAGACAAUAUCGUAAAAUGUAUUAGCUAAAUGAAAAGAAAGUAUCCUAAAAAUGUAUUAAAUUGAUUUAAUUAAAUAUCAC
Molecule: messenger RNA, 817 nt
Organism: Paramecium octaurelia
Lineage: Eukaryota; Ciliophora; Oligohymenophorea; Peniculida; Parameciidae
Source: the annotation of a GenBank genome assembly